Triticum dicoccoides is the source of this 1432-nucleotide messenger RNA. RefSeq lists its product as uncharacterized. NCBI's taxonomy places the organism in Eukaryota, Viridiplantae, Streptophyta, Magnoliopsida, Poales, Poaceae. The coding region runs from base 1 to 1089 and encodes 362 amino acids. The transcript is spliced from 6 exons. The record is from RefSeq and is a predicted model, not a curated record.
AUGGCGAACCUUGGUGUCCCUGUCGACAAGGUCCCGGAGGAUAAUACUGUCCAUGCCCUACAUGCACGCAUUCUUGCGAAGCGCCAAGCGAGAAUGGCAUGUGCACUCGCACGCGAGCAAACUCUAGCAGUUCGUUCGCUCGCCGGCCUUCCUCCCAUAGAGGAGGAUUUGGAGGAUGCCGAGGUUGACUCUAACAUCUCCGGCAGUGAGCAGAUAAUGCUCGACCCAUAUUGCGUUUUCGACCAGUAUUCUCGCACUGAAAAUGGCAAGGGGGAGAAGCGGAAGCGGAAGCAGAAGAAAGGGAAGCAAAAGGGAAAGUGUAUCAUUGGAACGGCGUGCUUACCAGCGGCUGUGGAUGUUGAACUGAGGCUUCUUGCUAUAAAAAGCAUGCCAACAGUUAGUACAAUCUCAGCACCUGCAUGUGGUUCUGUACCCUCUGGUGAAAGACCCCGCGAGGAGGUUAAAUGGGAAGUACUGAACCAUGGCUUGCCAGCAUCGCGUGUUUCAACACUAGCGGAGACGACUGUACAGAGCUCCUUGCUUCCAGCAGAACAUGAGAAGAAAAGACAGAGAGAUGUUUUGGCUGAUUGUAAGAAGCAAGCAAGUACCGCUGCGCCCGCUGGUGAUUCAUCUAUCCAUAGCCUUGCACGUUCUCCUGCUGCUCCUGCUACACUAUUUCAGCGUUGUGCUUCGGCUUGUCCAGCUUCACCAGAAUGCCCAGACCGACCUCACAACAAGCUGGUUAAGAACGAGUUUUUAAACAAGACGGAGCUUGCGAAUAUUGUCGGGGCACGCAGGAGUGAGUACAGGGGCAGGGGUCGUCCAAUGAAAACUAAGCAUGUUCAUGAUGUUCAUACUCCUAGCCAUUUUAUGGUUCAGAUAGAUGUACGUCAGAAUCUUCAACUGUUCGUGCUGCCGAAAGGAAUUGAGAAAUUCUUCAAGGGCAUAGUCCCUUGGUGCAUACAGUUGUGCACAAGCCCUCAUUGCCACUGGAACAUAAAUUUGAGCCGCUAUGAAGAGAAACUGGUCUUCAAUGAUGUCGAAGCUGGUUGGCGGAAGUGUCACGCCCAAUAUGCGAUACUAUCCUAAAGAGACUCGAAGGUCCCACCAAGGAUAGAACCGCAUAUUGAAACGCUUUUGCAAGAUGGAUAUCAUUACAUCAACAUUACAUAAUAGAUGGGGAUCGAGCAGGAGGCUGGCGCUAGGGUUAGCGAGGGAGAGAGGCUGGGCUGGCCUUCGAUCGCCUGGAGGCCCAGCUUGACCUUGGGCAACUUCAUAUGGAAGGGAAAGGCCAGGAGGCCUGCUUGGCUGGCCAAAAGAAAGAAAAGGGGUUUCUUUUCCAUAUUUCAGAAAAAGAAAAGAGCCAAGGGAUUAUUUGGAGGUUCAAAUGCAAGUGUGUCAUGGUCAAUUCCAAAUUAAUGGAAUAUUUACU